Molecule: messenger RNA, 552 nt
Organism: Helianthus annuus (common sunflower)
Lineage: Eukaryota; Viridiplantae; Streptophyta; Magnoliopsida; Asterales; Asteraceae
Product: pre-mRNA-splicing ATP-dependent RNA helicase PRP28-like
Exons: 2
Coding region: 1-552 (183 amino acids)
Biological process (GO): P-body assembly; cytoplasmic stress granule assembly
Cellular component (GO): cytoplasmic stress granule; P-body
Molecular function (GO): ATP binding; mRNA binding
Source: RefSeq, a predicted model, not a curated record
AUGAAUUUGAAGACUUCUUUCUCAAGCGCGAGUUACUUAUGGGGAUAUACUAAAAGGGUUUUGACAGGCCAUCUCCAAUUCAAGAGGAAAGCAUCCCCAUUGCUCUUACAGGAAGCGAUAUUCUUGCAAGAGCUAAAAAUGGCACAGGGAAGACAGCUGCUUUCUGCAUUCCUGCUUUACAAAAAAUCGAUCAACAUAAAAAUGUCAUUCACGUAUGAUGUACAUAAAUUUCAUCAUAGAUUAUGUGGACUUCUUCAUUUUGCAUUUGUUAUACUUGCCCCAACUCGAGAGUUGGCUCUUCAGACGUCACAAGUUUGUAAAGAACUUGGAAAACAUCUAAACAUUCAAGUCAUGGUAACAACCACCGGUGGGACCAGCUUAAAAGAUGAUAUCAUGCGUUUAUAUCAACCAGUUCAUUUACUUGCUGGUACACCUGGAAGAAUAUUAGAUCUUGCAAAACAGGGGAUCUGUGCAUUGAAAGAUUGCGCAAUGCUCGUCAUGGACGAGGUGCAACUUAACUACAUCGAUUACUUUAGGCUGGAAUCAACAUAG